CACGAGCCACUGCGGGUAUAUAAGGCUUAUUGCGCCGAGCAAUUGUCGUACUCGUACAGUUGCUUUGUUUCCAUCCAACACAGAAGUGCGCAUUUACUUCGGGUUGUAAUUUGGUGUGAUAUUAAAAGCCAGUGAUUUACAAACGAUAAACAUGAAAACCAUAAUUGUAUUUUGUGCUAUGAUGGUUUUGGCUCUUGCCGCUCCACAAGGAGGAAAAGAUGCAACAAUUUUAAAAUUUGAAAAUGAUGUUAGCCCCGAAGGAUAUAAAUUUGCAUAUGAAACAUCCGAUGGCACUGCCCGCGAAGAAGAAGGCACAUUAAAAGAUCUCGGUGGUGAAGAUGGUCAGGCUAUUGUUAUCACUGGUUCCUUCAAUUGGAAGGAUGAGAAAACCGGACAAGUGUACACUGUUACAUUCACCGCUGAUGAAAACGGAUACAAACCAAACUUCAAAGCUGCCAAAUAAAAGUGCGCAACUUUUAUACACCUACACACACACAUACACACACAUAAAAUAUCAAUACAACGCUUUAAUAUCAGAUACUAGAAAUUUGUUUGUACAUGCGUUCUGAUGUGAUUUUAUAUUGAAUAUAUUUUUAUACAUGAAA
Molecule: messenger RNA, 605 nt
Organism: Dalotia coriaria
Lineage: Eukaryota; Metazoa; Arthropoda; Insecta; Coleoptera; Staphylinidae
Product: endocuticle structural glycoprotein SgAbd-5-like
Exons: 2
Coding region: 152-463 (103 amino acids)
Cellular component (GO): chitin-based extracellular matrix
Molecular function (GO): structural constituent of chitin-based larval cuticle
Source: RefSeq, a predicted model, not a curated record